CUUCAGUACUGCGUAAGCGAUCGUGCCGGCUAGUAUGUGUUGUGCCGUGUAUUCGAAUCGAGAGAACAAGAUGAAAGACAAGGGAAGCGGCAUAACGAUGAGGUUGACCUUCAGCAUCCGUCUGAUGGCGGCAAUGCUAUUGGUAAUUGGUCAUGCUGAGUCAGCAAAAAUUGUGUGUGUCUUUCCGACUGCGAGUAAGUCCCAUGUACUGGGAGCACAGGCCCUGCUGAAGGAGCUGGCUCACCGUGGACAUGAGGUCACUAUGGUUAGUACGUUUCCAUUGAAGCAGCCACCGAAGAACUACCGUGAUGUGUACGUGCCGAUUGAGGACGCAUUUUCGUCCAUUAUGAACGACUUCAUGCAGGGAGGGAGUCGGAAUAUGCUGAAGAUGCUUCCGAAGAUCUUGCGAGCGGCUCAGGAAUCCUCCAAUGUUACGAUUAAUGCACCGGAGUUUCUUCGCCUUGCCCGUGAGGAGCAGUUCGAUUUAGCAAUCGUAGGGUUUUUCAUGAACAGCUUUAUAAUUGGUGUCGGUGAGCUAUUUCGUUGCCCAACGGUGCUAUACUUCUCUGCUUCUGGUUCGGGUCUGGUCAAUGUUGUAGGCAACCCAGCCGAGGUUGCCGCAGUACCACACUUACUGCUGGGCCAACGAAAUCCAAUGACAUUUUACGACCGAGUCGCAAACACUCUACUGCACGGAGUGGAAAAGAUCAUGAUGAUGUACAUGCGGCACAAGGAAUUGCCCUACUACGAAUCAAACUUCCCGGCUGAAAAGGGCUUUCGAAGCUACGAUGAUGCUAUGAGGAAUGUGUCACUCGUGCUCCUCAACACUCACUUCACACAAACCGUGCCAAGACCGUACCUUCCCAAUAUGGUCGAAGUGGGAGGCAUUCAGAUAAACGUCAAGCCCGAACCAAUGGCCCAGGAUCUGCAGCAAUUCCUCGACGGGGCCGACCGUGAUGGAGCAAUCUUUUUAAGCUUCGGAUCGAAUCUGAAGAGUUCGACCAUGCGGCAGGACAAGCUGGAUGCUAUCCUGGCGAUGAUUCGUGGACUAAAGCAACGUGUCAUCUGGAAGUGGGACCAGGACAAAAUGCCCAACAAACCGUCAAACGUGUUCAUCGGCAAGUGGUUGCCACAGGAUGCGAUUCUAGCUCAUCCCAAUCUAAAGCUGUUCAUAACGCACGGAGGUUUGGGCAGCAUCACCGAAUCGAUGUACCACGGUGUGCCGAUCGUCGGUAUUCCGAUGUUUGGUGAUCAGGACAGCAACGUGGCGCAGGUCGUGAAGGAAGGAUGGGGUCUUUCGGUAAGCUUCGAUGAGCUGACGGAACCAUUGCUAACUGGCGCUGUGAAGGAGGUACUACGUGAUCCAAAGUACCGUGAGCAUAUUCAGGGACGUUCUAUCCUGUAUAAAGAUCGUCCAAUAGGAGCACUCGAAACCGGUGUCUAUUGGGUCGAAUACGUCAUUCGACACCAUGGUGCACCGCAUCUACAUUAUCAAGGUGCGGAUCUAAACCUGUUCCAGCUAGCAUUGUUGGAUGUGUUUGCGUUUCUGUUUGUAGUGCUUUAUAUCGUCUACAAGCUUGUAGCAAUUGCAGGACGAAAAGUGAAAAAUGCUUUGUUUGGUGGUGCGAAAUCAGCUCAAAAGACGACGAAAAAACAGAAGAAGACUUAG
Anopheles maculipalpis is the source of this 1669-nucleotide messenger RNA. RefSeq names its product UDP-glucosyltransferase 2-like. Lineage: Eukaryota; Metazoa; Arthropoda; Insecta; Diptera; Culicidae. The transcript is spliced from 3 exons. The record is from RefSeq and is a predicted model, not a curated record. Gene Ontology annotation, molecular function: UDP-glycosyltransferase activity. The coding region runs from base 35 to 1669 and encodes 544 amino acids.